Molecule: messenger RNA, 1731 nt
Organism: Dictyostelium discoideum AX4
Lineage: Eukaryota; Evosea; Eumycetozoa; Dictyosteliales; Dictyosteliaceae
Gene: aspS1
Product: aspartyl-tRNA synthetase
Exons: 2
Coding region: 1-1731 (576 amino acids)
Biological process (GO): aspartyl-tRNA aminoacylation; tRNA aminoacylation for protein translation
Cellular component (GO): cytoplasm
Molecular function (GO): aminoacyl-tRNA ligase activity; nucleotide binding; aspartate-tRNA ligase activity
Source: RefSeq, a predicted model, not a curated record
AUGUCAGAAACUACACCAGUUCCUGUUGGCGAAGCAGGUGAAAAAAGUGCUACAGCAUUAAAAAAAGAACAAAAGAAAUUAGAAAAAGAGAAAAAGAUAGCAGAAGCUAAAGCAAAGAAAGCCGCUGAGAAAUCAGCAGCAAGUGGUAAUAGUGGUGAACAAAAGAAUGAAAAGAAACAAGAACAAGUUGAAGAGAAUAAUAGUAAUUGGGGUGAAUUACCAAUGAAUCAAAGUAAAGAAAAGAUUACAAGAGAAUGGACAGAUGUAUCACAAUUGACAGAAUCAUUAGUUGGUAAAUCAGUAUUAAUUCGUGCACGUCUUUCAACAAGUCGUUUACAAGGUGCCAAUCUUUGUUUUGUACAAUUAAGAGAUGGUUUAUAUACAGUUCAAGCAGUUGUUGCCAAAGGUGGAUCCAACUCGAAAUCAAUGGUGCAAUUUGUUGGACAAGUUCCAAAGGAAUCCAUUGUUGACGUUCAAGCAACCGUUGUCUCAACCAGUGUACCAAUUGAAAGUUGUACACAAAAAUCCGUAGAAUUACAAGUUUCAUCAUUUUUCAUCGUAUCAAAAUCAACAUUACUCCCAUUACAAAUUGAAGAUCUCUCAAGAGCCCAACCAUUAUUGGAUAAGCAAGAAGACGAUCUCAAGCAAUUGGAACAACUUUUACAAAAUACCAACUUGAAUGAACAAGAGAAAACCGAUUUAGAAAAGAAGAAGAGUGAAUGUAUUAAAUUUGUAAACGUAUCACAAGAGAAGCGUUUGGAUAACAGAGCAUUGGAUCUUAGAGUACCAGCCCACCAAUCUAUUUUCCGUCUUCAAUCAGGAGUUUGUACACUCUUCCGUGAACAAUUACUCGGUGAGGGUUUCAUUGAAAUUCAUUCACCAAAGAUCAUUUCCGCUGCCUCUGAAUCUGGUGCCUCUGUUUUCAAAUUAAACUAUUUCAAUACCCAUGCCUAUUUGGCCCAAUCACCACAACUUUACAAACAAAUGGCAAUCUGUGCCGAUUUCAAUAAGGUCUUUGAAAUUGGUCCAGUUUUCCGUGCUGAAAACUCCAAUACUCAUCGUCAUUUGACCGAGUUUGUUGGUCUCGAUCUUGAAAUGACCUUUAAGGAUCAUUAUCAUGAGGCUUUGGAUACUUUGGAUCGUUUAAUGACCUCGAUUUUCCGUGGUUUAGAGACUCGUUUCGCAAAGGAAAUCGAAUCUGUAAACACUCAAUACCCAUUCGAACCUUUCAAAUUCACUUAUCCAUCACCACGUUUCACCUUUGAUGAAGCCGCUGCUAUGUUGGCCGAAUUAAAUGACCCAGAUUACAUUGUAAAAGACAAUGAUUUCAAUACUCGUCAAGAGAAACGUUUAGGUAAAAUCAUCAAAGAGAAAUUUGGUGUAGAUUUCUUUAUCGUCGAUAAAUUCCACGUUGAAGUUCGUCCAUUCUAUACCAUGCCUGAUCCAAAUAAUCCACAAUGGGCAAAUGCUUACGAUCUCUUUAUGAGAGGUGAAGAAAUUUGUUCUGGUGCUCAACGUAUUCAUGAUCCAGAAUUACUCGAAAAGAGUGCUAAAUCUCAUGGUGUUGUUAUUGAGGAUAUUCAAGGUUAUAUCGAUUCCUUUAAAUAUGGUUGUUCACAACAUGCUGGUGGUGGUGUUGGUUUAGAACGUGUAGUUAUGCUUUAUUUAGGUUUAGGUAAUAUUAGAAAAGCUAGUUUCUGUCCACGUGAUCCAACAAGAUUAACUCCAUAA